This is a messenger RNA of Salarias fasciatus (jewelled blenny), 2871 nucleotides long. RefSeq names its product CD93 molecule (gene cd93). The coding region runs from base 101 to 1819 and encodes 572 amino acids. Gene Ontology annotation, molecular function: calcium ion binding. The record is from RefSeq and is a predicted model, not a curated record. The transcript has a single exon. Lineage: Eukaryota; Metazoa; Chordata; Actinopteri; Blenniiformes; Blenniidae.
CACCAGCUCCGAAUGGACAAUCGUACAUCGGCUUCUUUUUGCUCUGAACCUUCCAGGGGCCCUCUGGAUAGCAGCUGAUUUGUCGAUCUCCUUGGCAAGUAUGUUGUUGAUAUUUUUACUGCAGCUAAUCUACGGCUUCGAGGGUCUAUCGGGAGCUGAGCAUGAGACGCUGUGCGUCUCGAACACCUGCUUCACCGCACAUAUGGAGAGAAUGAGCUUCGAGAAGGCCCAGCAGAACUGCAGAGACAAUGGAGGCUAUCUGAUGACCCAGAGGGACCGACAAGAAGAAGCUGCGCUGCUUUCUCUUCUCUCGCUGAUCCAGAGGCAGCGUCAGGACAGAACGCUCAGGUUUUGGAUUGGACUGAAGCUGCACAGGCAGGACUGUGUGUUGCCUAAGCAGGCUCUCAAAGGAUUUAAGUGGGUGUCUGGAGAGAAGGAUUCCUAUUACUCCAACUGGAAGGAAGAUCCAGUAGAGACGUGCACGGCGGAGAGAUGUGUACGGGUCGAAUUCAGUUCUUCAGGUCAGAGUGACUUGAAAUGGACAGCCGGACAAUGCAGAAACCCUUCUUUUUAUGCAUGUAAGUUUUAUUUUAAAGGGAUGUGCAGACCCUUGGCCUUGCUAGGACCUGGACAGAUAAUGUACACAGCACCCUUCGCCCAGGAGCCAGAAAAGAGUGAACUGAAGUCCUUUCCACUCGGGACAUAUGCCAAUAUUGAAUGCGAUGACCAGCAGUUUCACUUCUCGCUGUGCAGAGGAGAUGGUGACACCUACAGCUGGAAUGACCCUGGACCUUUUUGCGGAUCAGGAAAACGAAGCUGUGGGAUUAACAACGGUGGGUGUGAACAUGUGUGCCAUCAGGAGGCAGAUCACGUCAAGUGCUCCUGCGACGAAGGUCACGACCUGGAAGCAGACGGACUCGCCUGCCGGAUGAAAGAUUUGUGUGGUCCUGACACCUGCCAGCAUGAGUGUGUCAUGAGCGUGUCGGGAUUCUUCUGCAAAUGUCCCGAUGGGUUUGUGCUGAGCGAAAACAAGCGCGACUGCACUGACGUCAACGAGUGCCAAUCAGAUCCAUGCGAUGACCACUUGUGCACAAAUACACACGGAAGUUACAUGUGCACUUGUAAAGAUGGCUACCACAUGGUGGACGGCAAAUGCAGAGACGUGGACGAGUGCGCAAAGUCAAAGUGUGAGCACGGAUGCUUGAACAGCAUUGGAUCCUUCUCCUGUCACUGUAACGAAGGCUUCGCGUUAUCCAAGGACGGCCUCUCCUGCGUGGACGUCAACGAAUGCGUCGCCAGUCGCUGCUUUGCCGAGUUCAUCUGCAUCAACACCGUGGGCAGUUUCACGUGCACCAACCCACAGGGCUUCCAGAACGAGAUCGACGCGUCGACGCUCGCCCCACGCGCCACUGUCCCGUCGGCCGUGUCGUCCGACAAACCCGCCGACGAGCAAACACAGCCGAACUCAACGGAUUCUCUGAGGGGAACCUCAGUGGAGCUCCAGCACCCGUCGCCCCACACGGACCCCCCGCUGCCGGAACUGGUGAACGUGACCGAGAGCGAUCGGCAGGGAAACUCGUCCUCGUCCACAGGGCCUUCCCAGGAGGUGAACACCAGGGUGCUAAUCUGCGUGCUGGGGUCCGUCAUCCCCCUGGUCCUGCUGGUCGCUGUGACUCUCUUCAUCGCCAUCUUCCGAUGCAACCGUGCCAAAAAGGAAGCCAAAAAGACCACCACGACAGACGGCUACUGCUGGGUGUCCUCUGGUUUGGAUCCACGUUUAGAAAAGCUAUACGAGUCCAUCUUAACCGAUGACCUAUGACCACAAAGGUGCAAAGACAUAGAUUGUGUUAAUUUAAGUAAUUUAUGUUUUUACUUCUGGUUUGAGCCUUACUAUUCAAGUAUUACAUAUCAUUAAAAAAAAAUCUUCCAGACCAAGAGGCAAUUCAUCUUUGAUGGAGAAAUAACAGAGGAGAAAUGAUGAAUAUGGCAGCAGAGAGAGAAUACUAGUGUUAAAAGGUAGAGAGAAUACUAGUGUUAAAAGGUGAUGCUAAACACAAAUUCUGGUCUUAAAGGACAGUUCAGGAGUUCUGAGUUAAGAAAAUAGAAACAGUAUAGUUAGAUUUUUUUCUUUGUUUUUUUAUUUACCAAGAAAUUGAGUAUUAAUGAGUAUGUCUUCAUUCCAUCAUGCAAAUGAAGUGAAAUAAUAUUAUAUAGGUUUAAUUCCUGAUACAGCAGGACAGAAACAGAUAAAUACAGAAACAGUUGCAAGAAAAUGCAUCUCAAGUUAAGUAAUAUGUGAUAAACAGAUACGAUGCAUGUUGUGCUUUAAAUGUAUAAAACCUCAUUGGUGAUGCAUUUAUAUGUAAAGUGGUACUUGGGGUAUCAUUACCUAGUUUAGGUAGAUGUUAGUCUGUUUAUUUAAACAGCAACUGGUAAGUAAAAUCUGUAAUAAAGUGAUUAAAAAUUACAAAACCUCCCUCUGAAUAUAUAUGUAGUUAAAUGCUAGAGUGCAGGAUAUAAAGGCGAAUUUUUUUGUGAGUAGGUUUGUUUGUAAAAAGCUUCACUUUUUAAAAGAACAUAAGAUUCAUAAGUUUCAAUCAUCAAAAUCAUCUGAACCCGAUAAAUUGUUGCCUUUUAGUGAAAUUAGAAAGAUUGUGACAUAUCAACAUUAGCUCUAGAUGAAACUUUAAUAUUUGUUUAAUCUUGUUUUGGUCUAACACACAUGGAAUGGCUGAAUUAAGGGAGUAAUUCACUUAUCAUAGUUUACUGAACAGAGGCUGCACAUGAGUGUGUGUGUAGACACAUUCAUACUGUAUGCAACCAGACAAAAAUUAAAUGAAUUGUCUCUCUUGAAAAAUAAGAGGAACAUGG